AUGCUCGGUCUGUUGCGGCAACCGUUUGGACAAGACUCUUCGGCUGUCAAGGCCGAGAAAAUCGAGAAACAAUCUAGUAUGACUUCCUCUUCUUUUCGGCGGGUCAGCAGCUCGUCGACAAAUGGCUUCCAGUACACAUCAACCUCUUCUAUCUCAAAUGGCGUCAACGGGGGCACGUACUCAGCUCUCGCCCCCCCAGAUAUUCCGGAUGUCACAGUCCGGUCAGCUAAACCAAUGCCCUCAGUGUUCAUGCAGCGACCACGCGCUAGCACAGACCGCACGUCCUCGUUCGGCGGCCUGGAGCAAGUAAAAGAACAGUUGGCGACUUCUCGCAACCACGCUUACCGCGUUCUUGGCUCUAAUUUCAGCGGUUAUGCAUUUGACACUUCCAUCACCGGACUCCUCGAAUGGAUUCGGGAUGAAAGGCUCAUCCGACUCCCACACAAAGGUGGCUCUUGGGACCGUGUGCUAAUUGCCGCACAACACUUCGCGGAACAGGUCCACCGGUUCAACAUUGCGAUUUCGACCUUUGAGUCCGACAUCAAUGCAGCUACAAAUCUAGUAUUUGGGCAGUGUCUUCUGCUGCUAGAGCUUGGAAGCGAUAAUGCUCCCGCAUUGGAGACGGUCUUCAACCUCUUUUACCAGUUCGGCCUCGAAUUGUCGCCACUUUUGAAACGGGUCGACAUCAUCACCUCUUCCAGACUCAUUUCAGAUAAUCUUUCCAAGGCCUUUUCCGAACUCUUAUCCAUCGUGACCGGGGUGGCCAUCACAUUCUGGCAGAUUGUCCAUGGGAACAACUCCUCGACCAACCUCGACAUAUUUUCCACCUUCAGCACAUCUAUCGAGAGUUUCCGCUCUCGAGUCACUCAGUGUUCUCAGGAUAUGUGGAAUUUCAGCUUGACGGCUAGCGGCUUGAAAGAGGCUCAUAUCCUUGAAGCCCUGCAGGCGUGGCUGGCUCCCCAAGACACUGUUCUGGCCUUCUUAGCUAGCAACAACAUCAAUAUCGCCAGCCGCCCAGAGCAGUUUACCUGCACAUGGUUUCAGUCCCACCUGACAAACUUCAUGCGAAGCGGGGAAAGCUCACUUAUUGUCGAGGGCAAGACGGGCACGGGCAAGACGACGUUGGCAAACUGGACCGUUGAUCGGCUUCAACGACCUAUUGGCCGCAAGCUCGUGUUCCCUCUGAGCUUUUUCUUCAACAGCAACAUCCCUGCUCAGGCCAAUUCCUUUGCGCUGCUCAAAACUCUCUUGUGGCAGAUUCUGUCUCAACGCAUUGGAGACAUCCACCUGUACAAGGCUUUGAGCGAAGCGUACCAUGAGUUCAAGGAUUCAAACGCACCCCACAAAAAUGAAGAGAUCCUGUGGUCCGUCCUUGAAAAGGUGCUGUCAACCAUUGACUAUGAUGAGACAAACACACUUGUACUCGUUGUCGACGGUCUUGACGAAAUUACAGGGCAGAGACACCAUGCUCAUGCUGUAGCCAACAGGCUCCAUGACUUGGCUGUUAAAAUACCUGGUCUGCGAUUGAUUCGCUUCUCCCAGCCGCUUGAAACAUCUCACACGAAGUCGGAAUACGUCAAACUUUCGACAGAGACCAUGCUUGAUGACAUCCGAACCAUUCUGCGCCGGGAGCUCGGUGACAACAAGUCGUUCGCCGCAAUUGAAGACGGUGCCCAGGAAUCCGCCAUCGACAAAUUGGCAGCCGCCGCUGAUGGCUCAAUUCUCUGGGCCUGGCUUGCUACGCAAUACAUCGGACACCAAAAAAUCCACUCUACGUUCGACGAAGCGCUGCAAACUCUCGUUGCCAGCCCAAAGACUGUGCCGGACAUAGCCGAAAGACUGAUUUCGGUUCUUCGCAUCGACGCACAAGCGAAAAGCUUCCUUUCCAUUACUCUGGCUGCGGAGAGGCCAUUAUUACUCUCAGAACUCGAGCUCUUACUCCAAGCCCAACCAAGCCGUUUCGAGAUGGACGAAAAGAGCGUCGACCUUCGUGAUCUGAUCGCAUCCGUCGCCCCCUUCACCAUCAGAGGGGAAGGUAUGUUAGCAAUCAGACAUGCGGCGAUCAAAACAGCCUUGAUUGCAGUUGCCGAAAAGUCGAAGGACUACUCGCUGAUCCAAGAUCGGCAUAGGGAUAUGCUGACUCGCAUUCUGAUCCACGCAAAGACUUCCCUCAGAGAAGACCAGGAACCGACGCUGGAUUAUUUGGAUUUCAGCCGGAUCCACCGUCCCUCUCACUCCCGCCAGCUGCUAGAGUAUACCGUUAGAUACUGGAUUGUUCACUUCAAGCAGUCGUCACUUCUUAAGCGUGGCGGAGAUCUCGAUAUCCCCAAAGAAUUUGCUAACAUCUUUCCUUCAACUGUGACCUUAGCCCUCCUUGAGGAAGCCUGCUGGCGCGCACAGACAUCACCCAGUGAAGCGACAGAGCUCCACGCUCUCGCCUAUCGUGUUCGCAUGAACCUAUUCGGUCAAGACCACACCUGCGUGUUACAGGCAGCUAUUGUCAUCGCAAAGAUAUAUGAGACCACUCUGUUACGACUCCACGAUGCAGCGUCCUGGUACAUGACAUCAAUCAGGGCUGCUACAAAGAUAUUGGGCUCGCAUCAUGAUCUCGUUGUCCAACUCUGUCUCUGCUUGCUACGGGUGACAGAAGGCUUGGUGACAAAAACCAGGAGUCAGAUAACAACUUAUCGUGAAGAAACACUGCGAAUCCUCGUCUCCGCCUACACAUACCGUUACGGCGCGAGCUCGAGGGAGGUAUCUGCAUGUUACAGACUGUUGAGCGAGCUUUAUGUCUUCAUCGGCGAAACUGAAAAGACUGAAGAAUUCAAGCAGAAAUCUGGUUCGACCGUCAUCGACGAUCAGGGCAUCCAAGAAAAUGGCGAAAAGGUGUCCCGCAGCUUGGAUGUCACCCUCCUUAAGCGCAAGGAAAAGGAGCUCAUUGAUACCUUUGAGGGAUCACUUUUCGCUGGUUAUCAAGAGGAAACUGCAGAAUCUCUCACCUUGUCGUUAGUCGAAGGCAUCUUUGCGCGCGCAACUGAGUUGAUCCAGCGCGAGGACUAUGAGAAGGCUGAAGAACUCUACAUUGAACUGUGGUGGAAACUGACCGAGCACUGCGCCAGUGUUAGGACCUUGGAGUGGCACCAGAAGAAGCUAGAAUUGAUGCUGGCCUAUGCUCGUUUCUUGCACUCCCGGAAACGCGUUGACGAGGCGUCUUCUGUCCUUCUGUUCGCCUGGAAGGAGUUUGAACACAGCGAAUUCUCGAUGUACGAGUCCAUUGUUCGACUCCUGAAAGAGAUCGCUGUCAUCAUGAAGGCCGUCAAGCUCAACACAGUGGCUCUAUCCGUCUAUCAGAAAUGCUUCUCCUACUACAGAAACGUCAGCGAAAGCACCUUCAUUACGGAGAUUGAAGAGCAAAUCACUGCCACUUCCAUGGAAAUUAUUAAAUGUUCAACCACCACAGUCAGCGAAUCCACCGAAGUCACAAUACGCGAGGUAUUCGAGCAUACCAUCACCACCUCUGCCGAGGCUACCCAUUCCACCUUCGAACUUGCCAAGUCACUGACAGCUAUUUACAUUGAACAAAGCCGGUACUCACAAGCCAUAACGGUCCUCGAAAGCACAAUGAAGAAGGGCUGGGCGGCAUUGUUCAACGACGCUCUCGAGAGCAUUACUCUCCCUGCCAAAUUUUCCACAGAGAGUGUUAUGCUUGCCGUGCGCUUAGCUGAAUGCUACGAACAACACCAGGUUCUGGACCAGAGCGAGCAAAUUUACCUGAGGCUCUAUCGUGCCCAUCACAAGACACACAGUAUUGACAAUCCUGCCGUUGCCAAACACUCGGAUAUGUAUGUGGCGUUCCUGAAGCGCCAUGGGUUCCACGACCGCAUCAUUGGCUUUUAUCAAGAGUUGUUGAUCGACUACCGCAACUUCUACGGCAAGAGUGACAAGGAGACAAUAACUCUCCUCUACAAUCUCGCAGACACUUGCCGGACUCACCAUCUUGUCCAUAGGUACUGGGUGGAAUACUACCUUGAAAUCGUCAAUGCGGUCAACAAAGGCGAGUUGAUCAGUCAGAGAGAUGCACUCCGCGCUCUCAUCAUUGUUGCCGAGCAUUACUAUGAGAGUCGGCGAUUUACAGAAGCCUUAAUUCAUUUCAAGUCAAUUGCGGCCACAUUCAUCAAGUUUGGCACUCAGUAUGAACAAUUCACCGAUGCUGCAGUCGUCCGGCGCCUGUUGGAGAAGUACUACACCUCGAUGGAAGAGACAAAGCUGGAUGUCGACCAACACGUGAAGAUCUUGCGGGAGAUCCGUGAAGCUUGCUUCAAAUAUUACGGAGAAAAGUCUGUGAUCUCGAUCAUUACAACAAGCGCAUUGGCUGAGGCAUGCUCCAAGAGCCAAGAGUAUUGGUUCGAAUCCAUCCGCUAUUUCGAGACCGUGUCGCAGCAUUCUGAAGUGGUGUCGGUCCAGACGAUCGAGCGGUCCAAGAGCAUGAUCAAGGAGCUUUAUAUCAAGCAGAUUACAUCAACCAAGUCCACAACAUUGAGCAAAGAGACUGUCGAAAAGGCCGAGUCUCUCCUGUUCGAGAAGUACAUAUCGAGCCGCACCGCGCAUGAGUACACGCAGACGAAGACGCUCAAGCAACUCCAGCAGCUGAUCGCCAUUUACCACAAGCAGCAAAAGACAGACCUUAUCAUCAAAGAACUCAGGUCUUUGAUCCUGGAUAUCGUCCUGAACGUUCACACAACGGAAGAACUGGUCUACGUGGCUGAUUUCCUCGCCUCGAUCUUCAUCAGCUACGACCUCCGCCGCUACGCCUUGGAGAUCGUCAGAGAUCUCAAACUCCAGGCUAUCUACCAGUCUGCGCCCAAGACUUCCGCGUUCCACGGCACGACGAUCGGGCGAGCUUGCUUCGCUUUUAUUGCUGCCUUUGAAUAUCAUGUCCGCAGCGACCAUACUCUAAGCAUUGCACACAAUAUUGCCGAGUUGGUAGCCGAACACUUGUUCUACGAACGCUUCGUCAGGUCCAUCAAGGCCAAAGCCAAGCUGCAAGCGGUCUUCGUCCAUGCGGCUCGUCUCCGCCAUAUUCUCGUCCGAAACAACCGCUUUGAGGACUUCACCAUCAUUGAAACGCAGCUGAUUGAUUUCUUCGCUGCUUCGGAAGUCUCAGUGUCCAAAGCCGUUUCGCGAGCUGCCCUGCAAGCAUUUGUCAAUGUUAUCACCAAGUAUGCUGCGGAGCAUCCAAACGUCCACUUCAAGAGUUUUGUCGUUGCAGCUAGCUACGCCGCUGUUGACCAGCUUCGCCUAUUGUUGAAGCAGAACAAGGAUCAGGAAGCCCUUGAUCUUGCAACUUGCACGUUCAAGUUCCUCAUGGCGCACGAAGGUCUUGAUGACCCGACCGAAAUCCGUCUUGGGUUCCAGCUAUGCCUCAUGACUGCUGGAAGAGGUGAAUUUGCCUACAAGAGCAGCAGUCCGAAGGUUCAAAGCGAGAUGCUCGCACUCUCUCAGCAGAUCUUGGCUGAAGUUUUUGAUAUUUGCAAGAACAAUAACAUCAACAUUGCCCGAGCCCAGCUAUCUGAACUCAACGAACUCAUUAGCUUGAUUGGCGAACACAAGGACUAUGCCCGUCUUUCUUGGCUUCUCAAUACUCUGUGGACGUCUCGCGAGGGCCAAAGCUCCUGGCCUCAGGAUACUAUCCUUGACCUUGGUUUCCGCCUUGUUCAAGCGGAGUUCAGUGCCGGCAAUUACAAGCCUGCGUUGCGCCUGUGCGAAGACAUUGUGUACAACAUCAAACGCGUCCAUGGAUCGAGGAAUCCGCGUUUGUACUCGUGCUGGAAUCUGCUGGCAGAGCUCUACACCGGAUAUGCAAACCAUUUGCUGGCCGAGGCCGCCAAACAGGAGCCUGCCACCAAGAAGGUGUCGGAGCAGAGCGCUCUCCUUUACCUGAGAAAGGCGGCGGACGUCCAUCUCACGGCACUCAAGCAAUUGGUGGAUGCCGAUGCGGCUGACACCGGCGAUGAUGAUGACUAUGAGUUGGACUUCGGCAUCAGCUUGAAGAAAGCUGCUACAACCAACGGUGCCAAUGGCGUGAGCUCUCAACCCAAAGUCAGUGGGGACCACAAACAUGUGCGCUCUUUCCAAAACCGAGAGGAGGAGCUUGAGAUCGUCCGCAGACAUCUCAGACUGCUCAAACUCGCGCUUCAGCGGGCCGGUGGCUUCUCUAAGUCGCUCAGGGAGUACGAAACCUUGACGCAGAAGAUCAGUGCCCAUUACGGCGAAGAUUUGAAGCUCAAGGAUCUCGAGUGGAAUGCCGCCAAGUGGAAAGUCGACGGGCUGACGCUGGGCCAAGCAGAAGGGCAGAAGCAGGAUGGUGUGUUCCGUAUUCCUAUGCACUGGGAAAUUCAUGUGGCUUGA
Cladophialophora bantiana CBS 173.52 is the source of this 6408-nucleotide messenger RNA. RefSeq lists its product as uncharacterized. Bases 1 to 6408 code for a protein of 2135 amino acids. Gene Ontology annotation, molecular function: protein binding. The transcript is spliced from 7 exons. The record is from RefSeq and is a predicted model, not a curated record. Lineage: Eukaryota; Fungi; Ascomycota; Eurotiomycetes; Chaetothyriales; Herpotrichiellaceae.